AUGAUACCUUCUUCAGUCAGCGAGGCAUACCAGAAGAUUCUUAGUCGAGUGCCUCCUAACCAGAAGAGCAUUGUGAAAAAGGUCUUGCAAAUCAUUAUCGGAGCACGGCGGCCUUUGACAAUAGCAGAAAUGGCUGAAGCGCUGGAUUUAGCUCUAUCUUCACAUAUACAACCACAGCCUGCAGCACAGGCUAGAAUCGAUCCACUACAGCUAGAGAGGAAGCUCCGUCAUUUAUGCGGGCUUUUUGUUUUCGUCAAAAACUCCAAGAUCUACCUCAUUCACCAGACAGCGAGGGAAUUUCUCAUCAAAAAGGCAAAUUCGGACGAUGUCAACUUUUCGUACUCGUCCGCCCUUAAUGAUAUUGAGAAGCAAAUGGCCCUGCUAUGUGUGCAAUACCUAUUAUUGGAGAACUUGGGAGGCAAUACCGCUGAGCAGCCCGCUUUUCAGAACUUUUUAGAAUAUUCAGCCGUACACUGGGCUUCUCACGUACGACACAUGACUUUCACUUCAGGCCAAGAAAUGGCUGGUCUAUUGAAUCGAUUAUAUGAUACAAGAGGAAAGCGAUUUGCACUAUGGUUUCCCAUCUUGUGGAAAGCAGUGGCACCAUACCUGGAAGUACCUCAAAUGAGUGCUCUGCAUCUGGCAGCAUUUAACGGUCAUGAGCAGCAAGUUAGCUCAAUACUUGCUAUAGAUAAAGGGACUUUGAAUACACCAGAUACUACCGGAACAUACCCGGUCAUAUGGGCCUCACUGAACGGGCACGAGAAAACCGUACAGAUACUGCUAGAGCAAGGAGCCGAUAUCCACGCUCAGGAUGGACUUUACGGGAAUGCCCUCCAGGCUGCUUCUAAUGGAGGACACGACAAGAUUGUACAGAUACUGCUAGAGCAAGGAGCCGAUAUCAACGCCCAAGGUGGACUUUACGGGAAUGCCCUGCAGGCUGCUUGUUAUAGAGGACACGACAAGAUCGUACAGAUACUGCUAGAGCGAGGAGCCGAUAUCAACGCCCUGGCCCAGGAUGGACAUUACAGGAAUGCCCUCCAGGCUGCUUCUAAUAGAGGACACAACAAGAUUGUACAGAUACUGCUAGAGCAAGGAGCCAAUAUCAACGCCCAAGGUGGACUUUACGGGAAUGCCCUCCAGGCUGCUUCUAAUAGAGGACACAACAAGAUUGUACAGAUACUGCUAGAGCAAGGAGCCAAUAUCAACGCCCAAGGUGGACUUUACGGGAAUGCCCUCCAGGCUGCUUCUAAUGGAGGACACGACAAGAUUGUACAGAUACUGCUAGAGCAAGGAGCCGAUAUCAACGCCCAAGGUGGACUUUACGGGAAUGCCCUGCAGGCUGCUUGUUAUAGAGGACACGACAAGAUCGUACAGAUACUGCUAGAGCGAGGAGCCGAUAUCAACGCCCUGGCCCAGGAUGGACAUUACAGGAAUGCCCUCCAGGCUGCUUCUAAUGGAGGACACAACAAGAUUGUACAGAUACUGCUAGAGCAAGGAGCCAAUAUCAACGCCCAAGGUGGACUUUACGGGAAUGCCCUCCAGGCUGCUUGUGCUAGAGGACACGGCAAGAUUGCACAGAUGCUGCUAGAGCAAGGAGCCGAUAUCAACGCCCAGGGUGGAGAGUACGGAAAUGUCCUCGAGGCUGCUCGUCAGAAUGAGCAUUACCAUAUUGUGCAAAUCCUCCAGAAAUAUCAUUGUGCCGAUCAGUCGACUUAUCAAUUUCCCCUUCCAAAAAGGCGUAAGGUUUCAUCAGGAUUUCACAUUGCCUAG
Messenger RNA from Penicillium expansum, 1773 nucleotides. RefSeq names its product ankyrin repeat domain-containing protein. Gene Ontology annotation, molecular function: protein binding. Lineage: Eukaryota; Fungi; Ascomycota; Eurotiomycetes; Eurotiales; Aspergillaceae. The record is from RefSeq and is a predicted model, not a curated record. Bases 1 to 1773 code for a protein of 590 amino acids. The transcript has a single exon.